Messenger RNA from Puntigrus tetrazona (Sumatra barb), 3193 nucleotides. It is a transcript of the gene afap1l1b, whose product is annotated as actin filament associated protein 1-like 1b. Gene Ontology annotation, molecular function: SH3 domain binding. Gene Ontology annotation, cellular component: cytosol. The coding region runs from base 110 to 2392 and encodes 760 amino acids. Lineage: Eukaryota; Metazoa; Chordata; Actinopteri; Cypriniformes; Cyprinidae. The transcript has 19 exons. The record is from RefSeq and is a predicted model, not a curated record.
AGUGUAGUGUUGGCCACACGCGCGCUGCACAAGAUGCUGGUGUACAUUACAGCGAGCUGCUGCUGCUGAAGUCCGUUACGGAGUACUCAAGAAAACUGUUCUCCUCGACAUGGACUUCACCGAUUCCGCUUGUAUGGAGCACCUGGUGAAAGAGUUGAGUUUGCUUCUCAAGCUUCUGGAGACAGAGAGCGUGAGUUCAGCCACGGCGGAGAAGAUGAGCGUGGUCAGAAACUUGGUCAAACAGCUGCAGCCAUCCGUGAAUGGGUCCGACUUCAUAUACAUGAACACGUCUCUGUAUGGAAAUGGUACCAGCUUUGUUGAAUCGUUGUUUGAAGAAUUCGACUGUGACCUGCAGGAUCUCAGGGACUCGCCUGAAGAGAUGAAAGAUGUGGAGCAAGAGGAAGCAUCCAAGCACCCGCCCACAAAAUCGAGUCCCACAGACACACCUCCUCCCCUUCCUACCACACCUCCUCCUGAUGAUUACUAUGAAGAAGCCGUCCCGCUCGGACCGGGCACAACCCCCCAAUAUAUAACUACUCGCAGUAACUCCAGUCCUCCAAACUCAAUAGAGGAUGCUUAUUAUGAAGAUGCUGACAACAAUUACCCAACAACUCGUCUGAACGGGGCCAGCAAAAACUCCUACAAUGAUUCAGAUGCACUCAGCAGUUCUUAUGAGUCCUACGAUGAAGAGGAUGAGGAAGCUAAAGGCAGAGAGAGGACGCACCAGUGGCCUUCAGAGGAGAGUCCAGAUGGUCAAAUGAAAGACUGCCGCAAAUGUGCUUUCCUGCUUCGCAAGAAACGCUUCGGUCAAUGGGCCAAGCAGCUAACGAUCAUCCGUGAGAACAGGCUUCAGUGCUUCAAGAAUGCCAAAGAUCGAACUCCACACGUUGACCUCCCCCUCAAUCUCUGCAACGUCAUCUACGUGCCUAAAGAUGGCCGCCGCAAGAAGCACGAGCUUCGUUUCUCUAUGCCGGGAGGAGAGGCGCUGGUGCUGGCUGUCCAGAGCAAAGAACAGGCCGAGAGCUGGCUCAAGGUCAUUCAGGAAGUAAGCAGCCUGGCAAACAGCAUUAAUGGAAAAGACAGUUCAUCCUCUCCGAUGAUACUGCGAAAAAUAGAGCUGGAUAAGAUGAUGUCAGCAGAUAAACAUACUUCUGAUUCUGACAGCGCAGCCAAUGGAGACGUCACCCGUGAGAUCUGCGAGAACGGGAAGGGCAAAAAAGGGACAUUCUCGGAGCUGACUGGUUCUAUGAGUCGAGCCGCUGGCAAGAAAAUCAACCGCAUCAUCAGUUUCUCCAAGAAGAAGCCGCCCCUGCCGGGUGAAACCAACACGCUUUCCCACCUGGAUGACAAUCCCCGUUGUGGCUACUUGAACGUCCUGGUCAACCAGUGUUGGAAAGAGCGCUGGUGUUGUGUGAGAAAUGGGACUCUGUACCUGCACAAGGACAGAGGGGACAUUCACACCCACGUUAGUGCAUUAGCCCUCAAUGGUGUAGACGUCUUGCCCGGUCUUGGACCCAAACAUCCUUUUGCCUUCCGCAUCAUGCGGGCGAGCACAGAAAUAGCCGCCCUGGAGGCUAGCUGUUCUGUGGAGAUGGGCCGCUGGCUGGGGGUUUUGUUGGCUGAAGCUGGAAGCGCGACCACCCCUGAGGCAUUGCAUUAUGACUACGUGGAUGUGGACACCAUCAGCAGCAUCCAGAAUGCAGCACGGCACUCGUUUCUGUGGGCGACCUCCUCUAGCAGCACCUCCACAGAUCCACGGACUUACGACGAAGUUCCCUAUGAAAGCGUGCUGCUAGAUGAAAGUCAGUCGAAACUGAAGCGCUAUUCCUCCAUGUCCAGUGUGGACACAGCCAAAGGUGACACACAGAUCACAGUGAAGCGACACGGUUCCUCUGUGAAUCACUACGGUAAAUAUGGAAAGACGAGGGCAGAAGAAGAUGCACGGAGGUAUCUCAGUGAGAAAGAACAGCUUGAGAAAGACAAAGAAGUGAUCAGGAAGAGUCUGCUGUCACUGCGCUCAGAAAAGAGGGUGGUGAAGCAAGAGCUGAAAAAGGCGUCUGAUAAACAGCAGAAAGCCUUGGAGCAGCAUCUGGCCCAGCUGGAGGAAAGCUGCCGCCAGAAGGAAGCCGAGCGAGUGGACCUGGAGCUGCGACUCACAGAGGUGAAGGAGAAACUGAAGAAGUCUCUGACUGGAGGAAUGCUGGGGGCGCCUGUGGAAAGCAAACCCACCGUCAAGGUUCCAGGCAAAAAAAAGGAAGAUAUUUAUAAUGGAGCCACCGUGCCGGUCAACUGUGCAUCUGAAAUGAAGAAACGCCCCCCGUCGAUAUAUGCAUCCUCCAAAGGAAAUGUCAUGCAGAAAGCCAAGGAAUGGGAGUCAAAGAAAGUGAAGUGAUUGUAACAUUUUCAUCAGAAGAGUUUUUUUACAAGAAUAGUUUACCCAAAAAUGAAAAUAUGCUACAGUUUUAUUCUCAGACCAUUCAGGGUGUAAUUUAGCUUUACAUCGCUCGCUCUCCAAUGGAUGCCUUGCAGUGAAUGGGUGCCGUCAGAUUGAGAGUUUAAACAGCUAAUAAAAACAUCACGAUAAUCCACAAGUACUCCACACGACUCCAGUCCAUCAGUUAACAUCAUGAGUAAACAAGGACAUUUUCAGGAGUUUUCAUUUUUUGUUAAACUAUUCCUUUUGAACAAAGAAGAGAUUGCGUCUGUGAUCGUCCUGUCUGUCCGCUACGCUGCACUUAUGCACGGGACGGGUGACCGUAUUUGAAGGUAGUCUGUAAAUAAAAAUUAAUGUUAUAUAAAAAAGUGCAUGAAGAGGACAAGGAUAAGGGAAUGUUCAAGAAACAAAAGUGUUUUAUAAACAUUUGUUUAAAAUAUGUGCCGAAUUAUAGGAACAUUGUGUUUUGUUAUCAUGUCUUUUUUACAUCUUACUGUAUAAUGCUACGGGACACUUAUGUGGCCUUCCUGCUGAUUUCUUUGUUCUGAGAUACAGUGUUAAUGUCUCUCUAUUUUACAUGUUGUGUGAAACUGAACUGCAUUUAAAGGAUUUUCCCUUUUGUUAACACUAGGGCACUUAAUUUACCAGAUUUAUUUAUUUCUAUUUUGUACAUAAAACCAGUUGAAAGAAAAGAAUUCUGUUUUUUUUUUCUUUGCAACUUCAAGGUAUUUGUUCGAAAUAAAAAGUGUGUUCAAAGUG